This is a messenger RNA of Peniophora sp. CBMAI 1063, 3222 nucleotides long. The record is from the annotation of a GenBank genome assembly. Lineage: Eukaryota; Fungi; Basidiomycota; Agaricomycetes; Russulales; Peniophoraceae.
AUGGGGCGUUUUACCAGCGGUGACGAUUCACGGCCGCGUAAACGUCCAGCUGGAGGUUUCCUCACCAGUAUCCAAGCGCCCAAGCUCUCGUCAAGCACGUUCUUAACCCCUCUAGUUGGACUCCCCUUGACUUUCACACCCGUUCCCCAUGACGAUCCCCGACCACGUAAACGACAUGCUGGAGGGUUCCUCAGCAGCACACAAACGCCUAAGCUCUCGUCCAGCACGUUCUUGACCCCUCCAGUUGGACCAGCCUCGACUUUCACAUUUGUUCCCGACAGUCUACCAGGCCCACCUGCAUUGGCGCAUCGUGAGCCCGGCGGAAAAUCCGUAAUGCUCGAUAGCACUGUUGAGAGACCAAGUGCCGAGGAGCUUGCGUAUGCACUCAAGAAACCUUUCCAUGGUAUACGCCCGGAAGACGCAGAAGUCAAGGAGGUUCCUGUGACUGUGAACGACGAGGAUGCUGGCGACAACGCUUUCAAUGAGUCAGUGCCUGAAGGCAACGCGGACUCAACGCUUGGAGUACCUAAACCGGUGGAAACAUCUUUCCUUCAGCGUCUGCGAAAACGCUGUACUCGUUACAACGAGUCUAAGGGGUUUUACGAGAGGGUGACUGGGGCUGACUUGGGGAUACGUAUACAACUGAUGCACCGACCCGGCGAAGUGUGCAAUUUUCGUUCCCUUCACUCGAUUGAGAAUUUCACCGUGAUACAUACCAAUGGUAUCCACAAGAUUACGGUCGACUUUUGCCAGUGCGAACUUGGACGCGACAUCCCGUACCAUAUCCAGUUGAUGCGAUGGCGUCUCUGGCCUGCGACGUGCGAUAACCCCCAAACAGCAACGACUUACGAGGCGCUGGAUUUGUUCACGCGACUAUCAGUUCUGGGUCGACUGAACGUAUACGACUUCUACCGCGCUCUGGAGGCGGCGACCGACGCGGCGAAGCUCAAAGGCAUCGCGUGUGUGAGGCAGCAACUGUCAAUUUGCGCUCGACAGUUUCGCCAUAUCAUGAUGUUCAAGCGUGCUGGUCGAGGACACGAGCCUGGGGGGAUUGAUGGAACUCCCUCAGGAGGUUGUGCGAUCGUCUGUCCGGCUUGCCCGAACUUCAAGUUCAACGUCAGUGAAAAGGAGCAGACCGAGGGCCCAUUACAAUGGAUCAAUCGCGUUAUCUGGUCGAUAGACGCCAACUUCCGACUGUCGAACAAGAUGAGGUGCUCGACAAAGGAGACAGAUCCGCAUCUGACGAAUGGCAAAGCAUAUAUGGCACCUUGGGCCGACUACGAAGCUCAUACAGCUGCAACCGUGAAGGAGCUGGCUAAGCCGGCGUUCGCUACAUUCGUCGAGAAAGGACGAAUGUCUUAUGCGGUCCCCAAAUUCCACCUUUACGCCCACAAGGUCUUCUGUCAGCUCCGGUUCGCGUUUCAGUGGCUGUUUGGGACGGCCAUCACAGACGGCGAGGCGCCCGAACGCUUGUGGUCGGGUUUCAAUGCGGCGGUAUCAAGCCUGCGAGAGCUGGGUCCUGGUGGGAAUCAUGACAUGCUGGACUACAUGUUCGGUGCAUGGAAUUAUGAGAAAUCGAGUACUAUAAAUUCGGCUCUGCUCGGACGAAUGGAUCGCGCACUUGACGACGGCGAAGGGCAAACCAACACUUAUACAGACUUGACUGCAGCGCUGCGAUCGAUGCAACCCGAGAAGCUCGUCGAGAAGGAGGGCGCCGUGAAGGCUUGGGAUAGCGGCGACAAGACUAAGAUGAAGGACUCGCAAUGCCCAUACUAUACGAAGAAGCAGAGCCUGUCAAUGGCGCAGAUUAAGUCGCAGUCUAAUGAACUUGAGGCUUCUCAUAAGGACAAGGCAGUAUUCAACGACCCAGAUGAAGAAGCAGCACUUGCGGAGUGUAUUCGGCGCGGCAUGCGGAUUGAAGACGAAAGGGCGCGUAUCGAUCUCAGGCUUUAUCAAGAGGAUCCCACGGAAAAGCAAGUUACGUCGAGGACCGAGGCCCUCAAAGCAUUGGUGAAGGCUAUCAUUGGGUUUCGCGCAGAACAAGAGGCUUGCAUGCCAUCAACGUAUGCCGUUUUGACGGACGAAGAACGCGAUCCCGACCCUAAGGCCGCCAUGACCGUCCAAUUGUGCAUGCCCUCGGACCCUCCUGAUGGAGACGAAUCCUACGUCACCGCAGCAGCCCGGAUUGUCGAAUCUAGGCUUCGAUGGGAGGCGAUGGUGGACGAGCUUGAUCACCUGCUUCACCAACUGCGCUUGAAGGGUUGUCUGCACAAGCACAGGGUGGCAAACAUCACCGGUCAACACAUGAGCACUCGCGCUCAAUCGACUCAGGCUGCCGUCAAUACCCACAUCAAGAAAGCUGCCGACGCUUACAGACGCCAUCGAGCCGCGUAUCUGAAGUUGGUUGGCAAAGGUACCUGGGAGGAGACCAUGCGCGAGUUACAGGACUCGGAUUGCCGCUCAUUAGGAGACAAGCUCAUCGAGCAGAUAGAGAAGAUGUCGGAGAAGCGUGUGACAGCCUUCCUUCAGGGAAAGGGGAAGGCAGACACAUCUGGCGAUACAAACUACAAGCUGCCAUGGAUUUGGUACAAUUGGACCGAGUCGUCCGAUGACGCGGUAUCCGACGAACUCAUGGCGGAGUGGGCCAAAUCCCGCGCGCGCGCUAUGCACCACGUGCACGAAGUUCGCCUUGUUGACGCCGAGAUGCAACGCGUUCUCAAUUUCAACGAGACCAUGGCCCAGAUGUGGGAUGCGCGUCGAGACUCCCAUGAGAGCAUCGAUAUGGGGGAACACAAGCAGUGGGCUUGCGACGAUGUAUGGGCCGACGGCAUGCGCGCAUACGCGUCAAAACAGGCCUUCAUCCGCAGAGCCCAAGCGGAAAAGUGGAGCGCGGAGUUUGCUCCGGUUAGGGCGGAAGCACGAAGGUUUUUGGCAGUACACACCGAUGACGGACUCGCCAUCGAUCCCUCGACCAUACUAACGACAGAAGAAAUCGAGGUAAUGGAGCACCAGAUACAGACUCGCCGUGAAAGGCGCAAGAAAGCGAAACGCCCGCGACCCGCAAAGGCAGACGCGUCGUCUCAACCGGAGGAGAACGAGUCGGAGAACGAGUGGUCUGGACUGGAGAACGAUACAUUGAAGUCGAAGGGAAAGGGAUCUAAGGCGCGUAAGCAGAAGGAUAAGGUGGGGGGGAAGAAAAAGAGGCGCGCCAAGAAGGGUUGA